This is a messenger RNA of Oncorhynchus keta (chum salmon), 707 nucleotides long. Its product is annotated as junction-mediating and -regulatory protein-like. Lineage: Eukaryota; Metazoa; Chordata; Actinopteri; Salmoniformes; Salmonidae. The coding region runs from base 384 to 707 and encodes 107 amino acids. The record is from RefSeq and is a predicted model, not a curated record. The transcript has 3 exons.
UAUAAGACCUCCCAUUAAGGGAGAGAGAAAGGGAUAGAACUGUGUUUUCAUUUGGUAUCGGGAUUGGAAGAAAAAGACUCAAUGGUGGAGAGGAUCAAGAUAAUUACUACCGGCAUCUAAUGGUCACUAGGUUGGCCAGAAAAGUAGCUGGUCAUCUUAGCGGCAAUCUACAGAUUGGUUUUCUCAAGCCUUUCUUCUUUUAUCUAUUUGGGUCUUCGCCUUUUCACCUCUUUUCUUCUGUCUUUCAUCUGGUCUAUUCUGUACUUUGCGCUCCCAUCCGUCUUUCUUCUCCUCUUUCUCCUCCGCUCUUUCAUUCCAUGCCGUGUUUCUGUCAACUGCUCUGAGAUGGACUGUACAAUAGAUGACAGGGUGUGAGCGAAGACAUGGCAGACCAAGAGAACACUGAGGAGCUAGCAGCUCCUGCUGCUGAGGAGAGCACAGCCACUGUCACGGCCACUGAGGCAGAGCAGACAGACACAUGGAGGAUAGAGGUGGUGUCUGUGACUGAUGACGACCUUCCGACGGUCGAUACCCCGACCACAUUGAAUGUCAGUUCCCUCGACAGCCCCAAUGACACCCCUCUACCCGACACUGCCAAACCUGAACCCACCACUGAGCCCAAAGCCCCGCCCCCUGCCCCACCAAGUCCAGCCAUGCCAAUCACUAAGGUCCAGCCUUUCAUGAAUGGAUUCUAUGCCGACAUUUGA